AGACGCUUCACAGCUAAAGGCGCGUCGUAAAUAUCGAAGGGCUAAUUUCAUCCUUUUAUUGUCUAAAUUAUACAUAUGCUGCGCGAAAAACACACGGUCAUAACGGCAGUGCUGAGUGGAAGAGCUCUCAGUUUUGUAGGUCAUGGCUGUGUAUUUUGAUCAUCGCGUCGAGGCCCCUGACAGCAGUGGAGCGGCCGUCCUGAUCUCAUGGCAUUCCAGCGUGUGUGUGCUGGCCGUGGGCUCUGUGAACCCCUCCACCGGGGGCUGUGUGGAUCUUUACCUGCAACAGGGGGAGCAUGUCGAGCUCUGUCAUGUGGAACGGGGAUUCAGCCCCUCGUUGUUGCAGUGGCACCCGACUAAACUCCUGCUGGCGGUGGGAUGGGAGACGGGCGAGACCAUGCUCCUCUCACACCCCUCCGGUGAACUCACACCCCUGCCCAACAACACACACAAUGCCUGCAUCACAGUGCUGGAGUGGAGCAGUAACGGCGGCCGACUGGUCACGGGAGAUCAGGCAGGUGUUAUGGCGGUGUGGAGGGUGGACGCUAGAGGGAAACUGCAGGGAUCUCCUCUGAUAAAACAUGACUACAGUAAACCACUGACGUGUUGCAUCUUCAGACCUCCACCACCUGCUGAGGAUGUGGCGAUGCUGGCCCGUGCUGCUGUUAGCGGAGAUGAAAGCGCUCUGGACAUGUUUAACUGGAAGAAGAGCAAUAAAAGAGCAGCGUUUGCGCUGGGAUCACAGGAAGGACUGACAUUCUACAUCAGUACUGCUGAUGGGAGUGUGUACAGCGUGGAUGAGCAGGCGCGGAGUGUGCCAUUGGUUUCCGUUGAGAGUAAGAUCCAGACGAUGUGGUACUCCAAGAGGAGGGACGUUCUCGCCGUGGUAACAGACUCACUGCUGCUCUCUCAGUUCAGUCUUGGACCGGAAGGAAUCGCUCAGGAGAUCAGUAAGGUGAAGCUCAGUGGCAGAGGUGUGCAGCACGCAGACAUUGUGUGGACAGAAAACGGUUUGCUCAUCACUGCAUCAGGAGAACAACACAUCAGGUUGUGGGAUGUGGAGUUGGAUGAUCAUUACGCUCUGUCACUCGAUGAGUCUCUGGGCUUUGAGAAAGGAGAACUUCUCAACUGUGUGUCUUUUUGCACUUCUAAACAAGUUCUUGCAGCAGGUACCAGCAGAGGUCGUGUUGCUCUGUGGCACAUGGUGACUGUGAGUGAUCAGCAGGGAGACACGAAAAUACACUGGAAACUCCAAACACCAGCAGAGGUGGAAGGAAACAUCUCACAGCUACAAUGGGGUUCGAGCUCUCAUCUGUUGGCCGUCUGCAGCAGCAGCUGUGUGGUGAUUCUGUCAGAGCAUGUUCUGUGUUCUCAUUACAGCCAGCAGAUGGCAGCAGUGCAGCUCACGCCAACACAGCUCAGCCUGGCCAACUUCAACACCAACACACACAUCACCUUCCACACAGACACACACAUCAGAGCCGUGCAAGUCACCAAGGAUAUGGUCGCGGUGUGGAACGGGAAAUAUAUCACUGUGUACGAGCCAUCAGGACAAACCCUACAUAGCACAGGUUCUUUCCAGUGUGAGUCUCCUGCUCUUGUGGUUCAUGAAGAAAACAUUUAUACUGUCGAACCAAACCGUGUCCAGAUCCGCACACCACAGGGCACCGUGAAGCAGUUGUUGGCGUUUUCUGAAGCGGAAGGAAACCCGACACAGCUGAGUGUGUGUGGAUCUUACCUGGCUGUGGGAACAGAUACGUGUCAUGUCAGAGUCUUUGACCUCACACGCAGGGAGGCCAAAGCCAUGGGCGUCACGAAGAACCUCUCUGAGCUCAUUCCUGACCUGGGCGCUCUGAGAUCAGUCAGAUGCAAUGCCAGCGGCAGUCAGUUGAGCGUCCUCAUUGCACAGGUGAACGGGCGGCCGGAUAAUAAAGUGUAUUUCUAUGACAUCGAGCUGGACACGCUGUCUCACUUCGACUUCUUCACAGGGAGGCCAGAGAGCAGUCUCGCACAGUCCGAGGACAGUCAAAGAACUCGAUGUGAGGGGGAGUUGGCCGCCCGCUGCCCUGUUUCUCAGUUCUGGGACGAGAACGAGCCACGUCUGUUUGUGUGUGAAACGGUUCCCGUGAAUUCUGACCUCCUCUGCAGCAUCCAAUCACAAACAGAGAAGGUAAAACACAACCUAAUGAAUAUGAAAUUAAUUGAUUUUUAUUUCCUCCGAUCCCCAGCUGAGUCUCUGGCAGGCUGUGGGCUCGUGAGUGUGCGUGUCCUCGUGUGCACACGCUCUCCAGAGUCCGACACUCCGCCGCCGUCCGUCCUCCAGCACCUGCAGCACCCAGCUGGAGUUGAAUGUCGCCAAGUUGUUGAGCACCAGAGAAAGCAGGGCCACCGCCGCCGCCACCACCACCAGCCUGCGCACGGCCAUACACCCUCCGGAGCGCCUGAAUUCCUGAAACAUCCACGGUGUAUCUGCAUCUCCAGCGAGGCAGUGUGGGAGAACAUGGCGCGGAUGUGUGUGAAGAGUCGUCGUCUGGACGUGGCGCGUGUGUGUCUGGGGAACAUGGGUAACGCACGGGCCGCACGUGCUCUCAGGAACGCUGAAAAAGAGCCGGAGGUGGAGGCGCAGGUGGCUGUACUGGCUACACAGCUGGGCAUGCUGGAGGAUGCAGAGCGUUUGUAUAAGUCGUGUGGGAGGUUUGAUUUAUUGAAUAAGUUUUAUCAGGCGGCAGGUCAGUGGCAGCAGGCGGUGGAGACAGCAGAAACACACGACCGCAUUCACCUCCGAACCACUUACUACAGCUACGCCAAACACCUGGAGGCCUUGGGAGACAAGAACCUAGCGCUGGUGUAUUUUGAGAAGUCAGACACACAUCGGUUUGAAGUGCCGAGAAUGCUGAUGGAGGAUAAUCUUUCACUGGAGAUCUACAUCAAUAAAAUGAAGGACAAGGAUCUGUAUAAGUGGUGGGGUCAUUAUCUAGAGAGCCAAUCAGACAUGGAGGCUGCGCUGCAUUACUACGACCUCGCUCAGGACUACCUGUCUCAAGUGCGCGUGUACUGUUAUCUAGGAAACAUUCAAAAGGCGAGUGAGAUAGCCAAUGAGACGGGCAACAGAGCAGCGUCUUAUCACGUUGCACGGCAGUACGAGGGACAGGAUGAAAUCAGCCAAUCGGUGCACUUCUACACACGAGCGCAAGCCUAUAACAACGCCAUCCGACUGUGUAAAGAGAAUAACCUGGAUGAGCAGCUCAUGAAUCUGGCGCUGCUUAGCAAUCCAGAGGACAUGAUGGACACGGCCAUGUAUUAUGAAGAGAAAGGAACGCACAUGGACCGAGCCGUUAUGCUUUAUCAUAAGGCAGGUCACGUGUCUAAGGCUUUGGAACUAGCUUUUGCCACAGAGCAGUUUGGAGCUCUGCAGCUGAUCGCAGAGGACCUGAAUGAAAACAGUGACCCUGCCCUACUAGCACGCUGCUCUGAUUUCUUCAUAAAACACACUCAGUACCAGAAAGCUGUGGAACUGCUGGUGGCUGCCAAAAAGUACCAUGAGGCGCUCCAGUUGUGUUUGGACCAGAGUUUGACCAUCACAGAAGAUCUGGCCGAAAGUCUGACGGUGCCAAAAGACUCGUCCCAUCUGUCUGAGGCCGGGAGAAAGGAGCUGCUGGAGAAAAUCGCAGACUGCUGCAUGCGGCAGGGCAACUACCACUUAGCCACUAAGAAAUACACACAAGCUGGAAACAAGAUCAAGGCGAUGCGAGCGCUGUUGAAAUCCGGGGAUACAGAGAAAAUAGUGUUUUUCGCAGGUGUUUCCAGACAGAAGGAAAUUUACGUAAUGGCAGCCAACUACCUGCAGUCACUGGACUGGAGGAACGACCCGGAGAUCAUGAAGAACAUCAUCGGCUUCUACACAAAAGGACGAGCACUUGAUCUGCUCGCCGGCUUCUAUGAAGCCUGUGCUGAGGUGGAAAUUGAUGAUUUUCAGAAUUACGAGAAGGCAUAUGGCGCUCUUACGGAGGCGUGCAAGUGUCUGACUAAAGCAAAGGGUCGCAGUGGAGACGAGGCUGACCGCAAACUCCUCAUACUGACACACAGACUCGGCCUUGUCAAGAGAUUCAUUCAGGCACGAAGGAUGCAUGAGGAGGAUCCAGUGGAAGCGGUGUGUGUGUGUGAGUCUUUGCUGGAAGAGAAAGAUCUGGACCCUGCAGUGCGUGUUGGAGAUGUGUAUGGGUUCCUGGUGGAGCACUACUGCCAUCAUGGCAACUUCCAGCAGGCUUGGAGUAAAAUAGAGGACUUGAGAUCAACGCGUCCCAACAUAAACUUGAGCUUGUACGUGAGUCAAACCAGUCUGGAGGCUCUACAGAAUGCUGCUGGAGUCCGUCUGGUCUACAGAGACACGGACACCCAUGCUGCCGAGGAUGAUGAAGAGGUGGAGGAAGAUGAGAACAUCAAUCAUUGAGAGAACGAUUUGCUGAGGAGGUGGUCCUCAAGAUAACAGGAGAAAAUCGCAUACAUUUUUCAAUGCAUACAAAAACGCACACGACUAGCCUACAGAAGUCUGCCUGCCUGAGUAUUGGUUUGCUCGCCCCAUUUAAUUUAAAAAUGUGCCAUAUUUCUAUGGGACUGCCAGUCUAGUAAAUGGGACGUCUUUGAUAGUUGUGUGAUUUUGUUAAAGCCACUUUGCAGGUUGCCUUAAGUAGAGUAGUUUGUGUGCGAAUGCCCAGAAUGUGUGUGGCCUUUUGAACAACAAUGCCAUUGGACCACUAUAUUUAAGUCAUUUUGUACAAUUUACAAAUUAUUUAAUGACCAGACUUGUUCUGCUCUCUUUGUAUCAU
Sinocyclocheilus rhinocerous is the source of this 4826-nucleotide messenger RNA. Its product is annotated as intraflagellar transport protein 140 homolog. Bases 143 to 4450 code for a protein of 1435 amino acids. Gene Ontology annotation, cellular component: axoneme; ciliary basal body; intraciliary transport particle A. The transcript has 28 exons. NCBI's taxonomy places the organism in Eukaryota, Metazoa, Chordata, Actinopteri, Cypriniformes, Cyprinidae. The record is from RefSeq and is a predicted model, not a curated record. Gene Ontology annotation, biological process: intraciliary retrograde transport. Gene Ontology annotation, molecular function: protein binding.